Molecule: messenger RNA, 1221 nt
Organism: Austrofundulus limnaeus
Lineage: Eukaryota; Metazoa; Chordata; Actinopteri; Cyprinodontiformes; Rivulidae
Source: RefSeq, a predicted model, not a curated record
GAGCAGGAAGCAGAUCCAGGCGGAUGUGGAGCAGGACCUGAUGAUGAGCUGAUCGACGAGUCUUGUACCCUUUGGCGGGGCUUCAGUGUGGUUCUGCACGACCUGUCCCGGUACGACCGGUCCUUCCGGUGCAGCCUGAUCCAGCGUCAGGUGAGCAGAGUGUGUCUGCGUGCAGGUAAGAGCAGAGACCUGAGCCGGCUCUGUGCCUGGCUCCCGCUGCUUCACGUCCUCAGACUGCACGGCUGGAGAGACGGACGGGUCCGGGUCCAGGACCUGAAACGGUUUCACCGCUUGCAGCACCUGUCCAUCACGUCCUGCUCCACACCGCUGCUGGACCUGGACUUCCUGCUUCCUCUGAGGCAGCUCAGCCUGUGCACCGUGCAGUUCACCUGCCCGGCCUCUCACCUGUUGGCAGGUAUCACCCAGCUAACCCAGCUCAGGUCGCUGCUGCUGCAUCACGAUGGCGGUCUGAAAAUACCCACCCUCAGCAAUGUCCUGACCCAGCUGCUGGACCUCAGAACCCUUUCUUGGACAAUGAUCAACCACAAAGUGCUGCCACCGGACUUCUUCAGCCCGGCCACUGUUCCAGCUGGAGGAGCCUCUCUUCAGCUCUCUGAACUGCAGCUGCUGAACUACGAUGCGGUGGUCACACCAGACGUUCUGAAACCUUUGACCAACCUUCGAAGCUUGUCAGUCUUUCACCUUUACUCCGUACCUGGACCUACCUGUCACCUGCAAACAUGGCUGUCAUCUGUGCAGGAACUCGUCAGCCUCAGCGUGCAUGGAGGACAUCCUCUGGCAGCAUAUGCAAACUUCCUUCCAGCGUCCCUCCUCAGCCUGACUCUGUGUGUGGAUCUUCAGCCUGAAGACCUGCAGGUGGUGUCUUCCAGAGCUCCUGACCUGCAACACCUCCACCUGGAGCCCUGGAGCUCCUCCUCCAACCUGGUCAGACUCCUCCCACAGCUGUUUCCUCGCCUACAAAGUCUCGCCAUCAGACACCUUCACGUGCCAGAUGAUGACUUUUUGAAUCUGCGGGAACUUCAGCAUCUUCACACUUUGGAAAUCUUGGAUUCUUUCCAUCGACCUGACCCAACUGACCCAAGUUGGGUCGUCAACAAACCAAGUCCUCGUCUGCUCCAGCUGAUCUCUGACCUGCAGGAACAGACCAAUCAGAGAGUCAGAGUCCUCACCAGUGCACAUAAAGACUUCCUCAACUGCAAC